AUGGCACAAAGGACAAACGGCGUUGGGAGAGAGCAGCAUUCCUAUCCAUCUCGCUCUGGUACCGCCUCGCUGCAAAACUGCUGGCCCUCCUAUCCUCUCCGUAGCGCCAUGACUAGCAAGGAUACUGGCAAUGCCUGUUCUGCUGUUGGCCCGCGGGACCCAGAGGCGUCUGCUGCGCGUCCCCGUCGGCUGAAGCAGGUCUCGGCAGCAGCUGGGAAUCUCCUGUCGCUACUGUUCUUUCUCAAGAUGAUCGUCUUGGUGGGACUUGGCUUCGAUGUCGGCGGCAUGUUCUGUGGAUUGUUCUUAACACUGCUCCUGGAGCUGCUAUUUCUGUUCGUCGCGGUGCUUAAAUGGACUGGUUGUAGAAGAACUGCGUUGGCGUUGCACGUUAUGGAGCCCUUGCUGCUAGCGGUGCUGCUUAUUGUCGUGCUGGCCGCUGCUCCUGUGCUUCAGGAAACCUGGCUGGCGCGUCUUGUCGAUGCAUGGAAGUCUACGUUACUGCAAUUAACACCUCUGUUCACCUUGCUUGAGGGCCUUGCAUCGCUACUGGUGAUUCAGGCCCUCGGUGAACUCGGCCGGUGGCUUGUUUACCACCGGUCCGAAAACUGGAUGUUUUUUAUUCUCAUUAAUGCCAGUGUAACGAUUUCCACCAGUCUUUACUUGCUGUACCGUGUCUCGUCCUUCGACAUAUCUACCGGUAAUGCAGUCAUGAUCGGUAUUUCCCUUGCCACGGCCGUUGCUGUCUCCGUCUACGGCAUUGGAUCGGGCCGUGCCAGUGUUACUGAGACUUCACUCAUUUUUUCCUACAUCGCUUACUGCGUCUAUAUGGUCUGCACCGACUUCGGAAGUCCCCGGGCACAGUCCGUGCAGAAGCCCGAGUUCUCCGCUCUCCCACCGGACGUUCUUCAAAGUAUCCACUCAAUAUUUGCGACCAUUACGCGAAUGCUUCCACAGACCCUGUACAAUGUGCUCGUGUUCCUGUUUGCUGUUGCUCAGACCGUAUCUCCCAGCGUGUUCGCCGUGUUCGCUUAUCGUAUUGCCGUUCUUUAUUCCGUCACGCGCAUUCUCCCCGCCAUUCAACAAAACAUUUUAUUUGUGGAGUACAGCCGCACCAAGCGCCAAGGUCUCUGGACCAUCGUGUCGCCUUGUAUUUUGAUUGCCGUGUACACGAAUCUUCUCCUUCAACACCUUUAUCCCUCUCCUGCUUACAACCCUUCUAGUCUUCGCAGUUUACUGUAUUCUGCACAAAUUUGGCGCUGGGUUGGCGCCAUGUCUACACUCGUUCUCUACGCCAUUGAACUCGCUUACAACAAGGACACAUCCACUGGUCAAGCCCUAGCCUCUCACUUCAAGCUGGAUUAA
This is a messenger RNA of Schizosaccharomyces japonicus yFS275, 1362 nucleotides long. Its product is annotated as ICE2 family ER membrane protein. The coding region runs from base 1 to 1362 and encodes 453 amino acids. The transcript has 6 exons. The record is from RefSeq and is a predicted model, not a curated record. NCBI's taxonomy places the organism in Eukaryota, Fungi, Ascomycota, Schizosaccharomycetes, Schizosaccharomycetales, Schizosaccharomycetaceae.